AUGUUCUCCUUCAUGAGACUCUGUUUUGUCCUGCUUACGGCUUGGACAACUUCAGUUGCGGCCGAUUUUGCGCUAUAUGAAAAUUAUGAUGCGGACGCCUUGAUUGCUGCGCUCUCUCUGAGUAGUACGUGUCUUGCAGCACUGAACACCACCGUUUCUUGUAAUGGAACAGCUAUUGCCCUAUUAGGCCACGGGGCAGACAUCCACUUUUGGACGACUUCUGAGGUAGAGAAUUUCUGCACGACAGACUGUACUUCGUCCUUGAGUUCCUGGAAGGACAAUGUUGAAACAGUCUGUGCAGAAGAGACUACUCUCCAGGGCAAUGUCGUGGUCAAGGCGAGAGCGCUCCCACUGACAUUUACCUUUAACUCCGAUCUUGUAUGCAUGCAGGACAGUUCCUCGAAUUGGUGUUUUGUUGAGUCUCAGACAUGGCAAGGAAGUGACUAUAUUCGUUGGGAUCCAACAAUGUGCUUCCCCGAUGGUGAUGACAACAGUACAGUCGCGUCGCAAUGUGACGAUCCCGAUUUUGACGUUAGUGAUAUCGAUGAUGAGAUGGCCGCUCUGACCAAUAUAUAUGACGAGGAAUUGUACUGCAAUGAGUGCUUCUUGCAACUCUACCGCCAACGUCUCCUGAAUCCCUGGCUGCCAGUCACAAAUUUCACAGAUUAUUUAAUCGACCAGUUUGACCUUGUUCAAACGAACUGCUCAACAACGCUGCCUUACACCACUUCAGCCUCUACCUUAUACGUAGGGACGGCAACUGCUACUACUACAACCGGCGCAACGACGACAGGUUCCUCCGCAGUAGCUACAGCGACUUGCCUGGGUCAAAUGGUGCAGCCGCUGCAGAACUGGCUCACCUGCAAUGAUCUUUGCGAUAUGUACAAUAUAUCAACGGGUGACGCUAGAGUUGUCACUGGAGAUGAUGCUUGCUAUUUCAACGAAGCUACCUGCUUCCCCCUUCCAUGCGAGAUCGAUACGGUUUGGGAUGGACCAAGUUGUGACGAUCUUGCCACGAGAUAUUCCAACUCGACAUACGACAUAGCCACCUCUCAAUUCCUUAGCUGGAACAGCAAUAUCCAGGGAAGUUGUUCAGGUGUUGCACCAGGACAGCGUGUUUGUAAAGGUGCUCCUGGAGGAACUUUUCUUAAACCCAACGCGACCAUCACGGCGCCCGGCGCAACCGGCCAGGCUACUUACUACACAUCAACCACUGCAGCCUACCCGACCCAAAGCGGAACCAUCGACGAGUGUGGCGAAUACUAUCUCGUUGUAGCCGGCGACGACUGUUCUACCAUUGACUUGCGCUUCGGCCUGAACUUCAGCCAGUUGCAAGAGUACAACACGUAUCUUAACUCCACCUGCGGCAACCUGUGGCUUAAUUACGACAUUUGCAUCGCCCCUGUCACAGCUCAGACAGCUUCGAAGGACGGUACGUGCCCUCCAGGGGUAACCUGCGAAGGAAGCGCGUUUGGCGACUGCUGCUCGCCAUUUGGCUACUGCGGAACCGGUUCAGAUUAUUGUGUCACCACAACCAACGGCACGGCGACGUCAGACGGCACCUGUGGGCCUGAUUAUGGGGGUACGACUUGUAUUCCCCAGUUCGGAAACUGCUGCAGUAUAUACGUAAGUGAUGCGAUAUCUCUUCAUGCGCAUACUUCCUAUCCAGUAUAG
Molecule: messenger RNA, 1674 nt
Organism: Penicillium verhagenii
Lineage: Eukaryota; Fungi; Ascomycota; Eurotiomycetes; Eurotiales; Aspergillaceae
Exons: 7
Coding region: 1-1674 (557 amino acids)
Molecular function (GO): chitin binding
Source: RefSeq, a predicted model, not a curated record